Molecule: messenger RNA, 4485 nt
Organism: Parnassius apollo (apollo)
Lineage: Eukaryota; Metazoa; Arthropoda; Insecta; Lepidoptera; Papilionidae
Source: the annotation of a GenBank genome assembly
AUGUCUUCUCCAUCUGCUGUGGUGUGCCGUGAAAUAUUCGAUGAAAAUAGUCAACCGUCGGCCGAUGAAAUAUCAGAAUAUGCACAGCAGUUGGGUAUUGAUCCUGAGAGUGAGAGCCAUCUCUUGCCCUUGGCACGGGAGGGUCUUAUGCAAGCACUUCCACCACCAUGGAGGGCAUAUUUCGAUGAGAAACUUCAAACCCACUACUACUAUAAUGAGGAGACCAAGAAGACUCAAUGGGAGCAUCCCCUCGACAAUGUCUACAGAGAGCUGGUGAAGAGGGCACGGGAUGCGUCUAUACACGAUGACACUUGUGCCUCUGUGCAGGAACUUCCGACUUCCGAGGACCAUACAAAAAACCUAGAACGUGUUGAAACUAAAGUCGAAAGUGAUGACGAUGACUUAUCAACGGACAGUGAAAACCACCCUUCGGACGUCAAGGACGCAACAAACGCGUCACAACGACGCUUAACCCCUCUCGGUCGACCACCACUCCCAAUCUCAAGACUCGAUAAGAAACUGAGCGACUUACGAAUAUCGCCAUUAAGACGUAGUGUCGACAGUCCAAUUUCGCCUAAGCCGGUUCUUGUCAGAAAUACUUCUGACAGAGAUCUGUUGUGUCGACCAACUUUUGAAAGGCCAAAGAUGCUGUUUAAACAACAGUCAGAAAUAAUUGAUCUUAAGAUGCAUGUACUGAACAGUCCUGAAGAUGAACAUUUCAGUCCACUUCUGUCAUCUGCUAAGAUUGAUAAAGGAUUGCCAUUUUCAGGCAAAGGCAGCAUGUUUUUAAAGUUCUCGAAGUCGGAUUUACCAAGUCCAGACACGGAAAAGUCUCUACCGGCGGACUCUGUGACAAAGAGUGAUCCGCCCAAAGGGAUACUGCGAGAAAAAUCCGAUUCCCUCCAGAGAAAAAAUGAGAGUGCGAUCUUAGGAAGACCCAAGCAAACUGCAAGCUUUGAUGAAGAUAAGAAAAGCGUCAGAUUUAAAUUAGAAAAUGUACCAGAGCCAACAGUCAGUCCAGGAUCAAAUAGCUCCUCCGAUCAGAAUGAAGGUCAAAGCUCAAUUAUAAGUGCACCACCUUCUCUUCCAUCAUCUCUUGCUCCGUUAUCACCUAUUGUGCCAUCAUCACCGGUGGUUCCUUUAUCACCAAUCUCAUCACCCGUGCCUUCAAUGAUGAAUACUGUACAUUUGUCUCCAUUGGUGGCUCGGCCACCUUUACCUCCGAGGCCACAAUCGUCAGAAAGUGCAAGGGACAAUAAGAAUGUCUCUGGAUCUGAGAAAGAUACUUUAGAUGGCGAAACUCGAGAGAAAUCACCAAGGAGGCGACUCUUGAGACCGCCUGCAUCCGACUAUAUAAAACCAGAUCUGUUUCAAAAGAAUUUUCAGAAGAUUUCCGAUCUGGUUCGACGGGGCGAAGUAGAUUCUACUCCAGCAAGUUUAGAGGAAUCGGUCUCAGAUAAAGAAAGUAGACCAAGGUCUCCAAUGGUACCUCAGAAGAACAAAAUUUCAAUAAACCUAAUGGAGAGCAUUGAAUCGGAAACUUCAAUCGAUUCUCCAGAUAAAGAGUUUGCGAAUAUCGAUUUAAACGAUCUCGAUGAAUCAAACGAAAGUCAUAACGUUCAAAACGAGGCACAAAUUAAAAAUAAUCUUGAAGCGAAAAACAAUGAUCAAGAAGUAAGCUCUAAAGAAAAGGAAGAAACCUCUGAAACGCAAUCCAAAGCGUCAGAGCCCAUUCAGAAUAGGCCACAAUGUCUUGCAAACAUUCCCAUACCACAAAUAAAAGUUCCUAAAUUAGACUUUCUGUCAAAACAACAGAAAUUCACACAUUCCGAUUCAGAAGAUUCUAGAAAAUCGUCUAAUAGAGAAGAAGACAUUAAAAUUACUCCGAGAUCGAAUAGCAUAGAUAUACCUAAAGAUGAUAAAAAUCAAAUAAAGCUGUCUCCAACACCCAGUUUAGGUUCUGAUAGGUCACCUAGGUUAGAUUUCGGUAAGACAUGGUCUAGUCCCUUUUCGACAUUCAAGCCACUAAAUAAAGCGGCGAUUUCGCCCCAAAUGAAAUCAUCAGAUUCGUCGACAAGUUUAGGUAAAGGCGUAACUAGUCCAAGACUAGAUGGUGUUAUAAUAUCACAGAGUAAAUCAAGUUCCGAUAACGUAGUCGUGGUUUACCAGUUUGAAACUCAAGAGGACAAUUUAUCAAAGCCAAUUAAGUCCCCUCUUAUACCUGAUAUGGGCACGAGGGAUUUUAUGGAGAGAAAUAAAAAUGAUGAACGUCGAAGAUUAGAGUUGUCUUUGCAGAAAGAGUUAGAGUUAAUAAGAAUGGAAUGGUCCGCUAAAGAGAAGAAAAUGAAAGCGGAGUUGCAAGAAGAGUUAAGGGAAGCGGAGGAAAAGUUUUUGACUGAGAAGAGAGUAAGACUUAAUGAACAGGCCGAGAGGCAUAAAAAAGAUAUGGAAGACGCACUGUCAACAGCGGAACGUAAUCACGAGCAAAUGUUGCAAAAUGCUCUGAUGGAAAUUAAAAAGCGAUAUCAGAGUGAUGUCGAAGCUGCAGAGAAACAGCACGCCGACAACAUGGCGCGGUUAAGGGAAGAUUAUCGUGCUAAAUUGGCAGAGGAACGAGAGCAGUUGGAAAUAGAAAACGAACGAGCCUUGACGGAACUCCGGGAACAGUUACAAAUGAGCCUAAACGCAGAGAGAACGCGUAUGAUAGAAGAGAACAAAGCUACAAUAGAGGCUUUACGGGAAGAACACACCAACAGGGUUACGGACUUAAGGCAUGACUACAGAGCUGAGGUGGAACACCUACGGCGACAACACGCCUGCCACGUAGAAGAGCUACGCGCUCGUCUGGCCGGCGAACGGGCGGCCGCCGCUAGGGGCUCCACACACGAGCGCGCGCUCGCGGACAAGUACCGCUGCCUCAAGGAGAAGUACGCGCGCCUCAAGCACGACGUCAAGGAGAAGUACGCGCGCCUCAAGCACGACGACAAGGUGACACGACACGCUCGCACACACUCACUGCUCGGUGCACACACGAGCGCUGCGCUCGCGGACAAGUACCGCUGCCUCAAGGAGAAGUACGCGCGCCUCAAGCACGACGUCAAGGUGACACGACACUCUCGCACACACUCACUGCUCGGUGCACACACGAGCGCGCGCUCGCGGACAAGUACCGCUGCCUCAAGGAGAACGCGCGCUCGCGGAGAAGUGCCGCUGCCUCAAGGAGAAGUACGCGCGCCUCAAGCACGACGUCAAGGUGACACGACACGCUCGCACACACUCACUGCUCGGUGCACACACGAGCGCGCGCUCGCGGACAAGUACCGCUGCCUCAAGGAGAAGUACGCGCGCCUCAAGCACGACGUCAAGAUGUCAAUAGAGCGACGCAAUAAGAGGCGCGAAAUGAGCAUGACCACUGGUUCGGAAACUGAAAAAUCCAAUUCGCACAAAGCUACACAAUCUCUUGAAAAAUGCAAAGAAGUGAACGAGACAUCGGUGAGCGUGGUGAUUGAAACCGAGCCGUUGCGUGUUAAACCCAACAAUAACCCAACAAUCAAGUACAACGACAUUGAGACGUCCAUUUCGGAAAGCAACGCUCACAAAUCUGAGAACAACAACGAUGAAUGGAAGGCGAAGAGUAGUACGUUUCCAUCCGAUUCGUCGCAGGCGUCCGCUAUGAAAUUGCAGCGGCCGCAUCGUCGCACCGCCGUUGCCUUUAAAGAACCGCCGCGACGAAGGAGCGAGAGGGACAGAGAUACUGGUGCAACAACCGAUUACCAAGAUUCUUCAGACGCCACAACCGCUGACGAGAAACCUAAGGAAGCAGUGAAUGGUCACGGGCGACGGAGGUGUUUCACAAGACUAAAGUCUGCUUCCACGUCUAGACUGAAUUACUCUCCCAAACGUGGCGAGGGCUGGUCCAGUCCACUGGAGUCCCUUCGCCAACAGCUCCGGAAGCUGGACGACUUAGAGGAUCAGUUCCCGGACUUGGCUUGCCAGCCGGCGUAUAGUUUGCGGUAUCCUUUUACUGAAUUAGGUGCAGUAGAAACGGCGAACACACCAGAGUUGGAAUUCGUUCGCCAUCGUGCCCUCGUAGAGCGGGAAGGCAUGAAACGAGCUCGCGCAGUGCUCAAGCGAAGACGAGCCGCUUUGAGGGAGUCCAGAGCUUCACUGUCGCCGCAUAGGGCCCCGUCUGAAGCAACAACAAGCGAAGCGUCGUCGGGAAGCGAAGUGGCCGAGGAAACGAAAACAAGCGGAGCCGUGCUUCGCUCGCUUCGCGCUUUGCACGCAGAUGUGAGGGACAUUUGGCGCGCUUUAGAUGCACGCAGGCCUUAUACUGCCUCACCUGAAACCAGUUCCUGCAAUGUGCCUACAACUUCACAGAAUAGAAUGACACUAUCUGCUCCCGACCCAAUGAUAAAUGAUAACUCUGAUGCUGUAGCCGAAAGGGCGAAAGGACUACGUGCUUGGUUGCAGACAGCGCCUUGA